UACAAAACUGGCUUUUGCCUUGCUGUGGUGUGACUCUUUCUACACUUUAUGACAGUGCAAAUGUAACACACAUGCAGUGGAAACCAUGUGUAGAAUUUGGAGUUUAGAUCUGUCCCCAACUUGCAGCUCUUCUGUGUGAUACGAUAUGCUGUAGUGCUGCCCGGCCCCAGUGGGCAGCCUCAAUUAGUUGGCCCUGGGGUCACAGGGUGAAUUACUAGUACUGUGCGUUGUAUUGGAUUGCCCGUGUUUCCUGUCCAGAGGCAUUCAGUUAUGUGCACGAGACAGUCAAUACUUCCUGACAAAUAUUCCUAACAUUUUUUUCGUGUUACUUGAUUUUGUGCAAGUGUACACAGAUAUAUGGUUGAGUAUAUUUAUGUAGGAUAGGCCGAGCCAUAAUGUUCAGUACACAGGUAUAUCAGAUACAUUUUUGACUUAUGACGCUUUAGAUUUAUGAAGAAUAUGAAUUAUGAGUGUGUGUCUUAGCCACUUUUCCAUGACAGGGACAAAAUACCUGCCACCCACAACCUAAGGAGGACAGGUUUAUUUUGGCUCAGGGGUUCAGUGCACCAUCAGUGGGCUCCAAGGCAGAAACAGGGUGGCCGAGGAGUGUGAUAGAGGAGUGGGAUGCUCAGCCCAUGGCAGCCAAGAAGCAGGAGAGACGGGAGGAGCUGGGGACAAUACGUUUUUCUACGUCAUACUCCUAGUGGCCCACCUGUAACCAGGUCCCACUUCCAACACCAUAUUCAGCUACUAUGAAUCCACUGAUGAGUAUGGUGUCCCCCACGAUCCAGUCACCUUCCAAAAGCCCCACCUCUGAGAUGUGUUUGGGGACAUUUUAGAUCUAAACCAAAACAGUAUCCAGCUGUAUCUUAAAUUGAGGAGAAUCUCUGUGUAUAAAUAGAUACAUGUGUGUGUGUGUGUGUGGUGUACAUGCAUAUAUGUGUAACUAUUUACCUUCUACCAAAUGACAUUAUUAAAAAUUUUAUUUUUUUAAUGCAGAGAAUAGCAUCAAAUAUCUUUAAAGCUUAUCUCUGCUUCCUUAUGAAACUGGCAAAGGAAUUGAGUAAGUUGGAUUUAAGUCAUUGUGAAGAGAAUUGUUUGGAAAAAAGGAAGAGAGAAAGCCCUAGAAAGGAACUCCAAAGCCUUGAAAGUGAGGUUAUUUGUAGGUGUACAGUAAAGGUUGGAGAUAGUGGAAACCAACCGGAACCACUUGAGCAUUAACUAGCCAAAGUAGGUAAGCUAUUUUUUUUUAAAGUGAAAAAGUAGAUAGCAAGCUUAUUUAGCUAGUUUUUUCUAUAGGCCCUGAUUUGAAUGCUUGUCCUGUAUGAUAAUGUGGUUACCAGAGUCUAGGAAUGAACAUUUGGAAGUAGAUAAGAAUCUGCUCAAUAAUCAAGGGGCAGAACUUGCAAGUACUGUCCAGCUUCCCUGAAGAGAUCUGCUGUUUGCAGUGUUCUUUCAUAAUAUUUUACAAAGGACCCACAAGUCUUCCUUUCUUGGUAAAGGAGUACCAAUUUAAUAGAGAGGUAAGAGGCAAGAAGGGGCAUGGAAAGACCAGUGUCCCUACUCUAUCUCAGUGCUAGCUAAGUGAGUUUAGGCAACUCAGUAAUAGUGUUUCAGUAAAAUUUUCUUUUGCCAAAGAGUUACAUGCAUAAGAAUGUCGUCCUUUUAACUGGGGGGCAUGUGUAAUCGGGAAGGUAACUCGGCGGCAAAACAGAUGGACCAGAAAUGUGGAAGUUGGGUGGGAACCAGGCAUGAUUUAAAUCUUUUCGUACCAACCGUUUAAGUCUGGGGCCUAUUUCUAACCGUCUAAGGGCGGCACAAGUCAGCACAUCACUUUAUGAACCCAACUUUACUUGGUCAAGUCAAUUUCAGUGAGUCAUCAUGAGACUUGGCCUGGCAGGGUUUUAGGCUGUCUCUGCAAGAUUUUUCAGAUACUGAUACACUUAGUCCAGGGCAUCGGAAAAAUGGCUCUGCCAACCGCCUUCAUGCGCAGUACCCGCCCGACUGGAACCACAGGGAGGGGGUGGGGUGGCCCGGAGGAGGUACAUUGCGGGCCCCUGGAGGUGUGUGAACCUGUGCUUUUCGGGACAGAAACCACAGUAAGGGCCCCUGAAGAUGCCGGGGUAGUGGUGAACUGAGCCCGAGAUGCUGCCAGGCCUGUUCGGCAGUGUGGCCCAGGGUCCCUCCACCCCCGCGGCGGGCCCAGCGGUGGUCCGCUCCCGUUGCCAGGUUAUGGACCAAACGCUGAACGUUCUAGGUCAGUGUCGCAAGCCGCGACAUCAGGAUCCUGCCAGCAGGUCCUAAACCUGAAAGGACGAGGACAGAGAGACGGGAGGACCUUAUCUUCUCAUGUUACUUGCUGCUACUUUAUUACCGAACCUCUCCUUUUAUACUCUCUGGCUGUGCGGCUGUUAGAGAGCUCCGCGCACACAUUCCGGAAGGAAACCGUUGAACCGUUACAUUUGCACCAGUAAACCGUUCAACAGAUCAGACCACCAGUAAACCGUUCAACAGCUCAGGUGAAUCACAGGUUAAUACGGCUGUGCUCUCCAUAGGGUACAAGUUGAAUUCUAUAUGAAUGAAAACACAUUUAAAGAGAGAUUAAAGUUAUUUUUCAUUAAAAACCAGAGAUCAAGCCUAAGAAUUCGCCUGUUCAAUUUUUCUCUCAAAUUAUUAAGCUGCUUAUUAUACAUAAUCCGAGUACUACUAGAAAGCCCUUCACAAGGAAAUGAAUGGUCUCACAUCUUCUGGGUGAACAGAAGCCUACCUUUAUGGGGCUUACAGGUCUCAGUGGCAUUGAUCAGCCUAUUUGAAACUCUGCUACUUGGUUAUCUCAGUUAUAAAGGAAACAUCUGGGAACAGAUUUUACGAAUACCCUUCAUCUUGGAAAUAAUUAAUGCGGUUCCUUUCAUUAUUUCAAUAUUCUGGCCUUCAUUAAGGAAUCUAUUUGUCCCAGUUUUUCUAAACUGUUGGCUUGCCAAACAUGCCUUGGAAAAUAUGAUUAAUGAUCUGCACAGAGCCAUUCAGCGUACACAGUCAGCAAUGUUUAAUCAAGUUUUGAUUUUGAUAUCUACAUUACUAUGCCUUAUCUUCACCUGCAUUUGUGGAAUCCAACAUCUAGAACGAAUAGGAAAGAAGCUGAAUCUUUUCGACUCUCUUUAUUUCUGCAUUGUGACAUUUUCCACUGUGGGCUUUGGUGAUGUCACUCCCGAAACAUGGUCCUCCAAGCUUUUUGUGGUUGCUAUGAUCUGUGUUGCUCUUGUUGUUCUGCCAAUACAGUUUGAACAGUUGGCAUAUUUGUGGAUGGAGAGACAAAAGUCAGGUGGAAACUACAGUCGACAUAGAGCCCAGACAGAAAAACAUGUUGUUCUGUGUGUCAGUUCACUGAAGAUUGACUUGCUCAUGGAUUUUUUAAAUGAAUUCUAUGCUCAUCCAAGACUACAGGAUUAUUAUGUGGUGAUUUUGUGCCCUACUGAAAUGGAUGUGCAAGUUCGAAGGGUACUACAAAUUCCAAUGUGGUCCCAGAGAGUUAUCUACCUUCAAGGCUCAGCCCUGAAAGAUCAGGAUCUACUGAGAGCAAAGAUGGAUGAUGCUGAAGCUUGCUUUAUUCUGAGUAGCCGCUGUGAAGUGGACAGAACAUCAUCUGAUCACCAAACUAUUUUGAGAGCAUGGGCUGUAAAAGACUUUGCUCCUAAUUGCCCUCUGUAUGUCCAGAUACUAAAGCCCGAAAAUAAAUUCCAUAUCAAAUUUGCUGAUCAUGUCGUUUGUGAAGAAGAGUUUAAAUACGCCAUGUUAGCUUUAAACUGUAUAUGCCCUGCCACCUCUACACUUAUUACACUACUGGUCCACACCUCUAGAGGGCAGGAAGGCCAGCAAUCACCAGAACAAUGGCAGAAGACGUACGGCAGGUGCUCUGGGAAUGAAGUAUACCACAUUGUUUUAGAAGAAAGUACAUUUUUUGCUGAAUAUGAAGGAAAAAGUUUUACAUAUGCCUCUUUCCAUGCCCAUAAAAAGUUUGGUGUCUGCUUGAUUGGUGUUAGGAGGGAGGAUAAUAAAAACAUUUUGCUGAAUCCAGGUCCUCGAUACAUUAUGAAUGCAACAGACAUAUGCUUUUAUAUCAAUAUUACCAAAGAAGAGAAUUCAGCAUUUAAGAACCAAGACCAGCAGAGAAAAAGCAAUCUCCCCAGGUCACUUUAUCAUGGGCCUUCCAGGUUGCCGGUACAUAGCAUAAUUGCCAGCAUGGGUACUGUGGCCAUAGAUUUGCAAGACACAAGUUGCAGAUCAGCAAGUGGUCCCACGCUGUCUCUUCCUGUAGAGGGAAGCAAAGAAGUAAGAAGGCCUAGCAUUGCUCCUGUUUUAGAGGUUGCAGAUACAUCAUCAAUUCAAACAUGUGAUCUUCUAAGUGACCAGUCAGAAGAUGAAACUGCACCAGAUGAAGAAAUUUCUUCAAACUUAGAAUAUGCUAAAGGCUACCCACCUUAUUCUCCCUAUAUCGGAAGUUCACCGACUUUUUGUCACCUCCUCCAAGAAAAAGUGCCAUUUUGCUGCUUAAGAUUAGAUAAGAGUUGCCAGCAUAACUACUAUGAGGAUGCAAAAGCCUAUGGAUUCAAAAAUAAACUAAUAAUAGUUGCAGCUGAAACAGCUGGAAAUGGAUUGUAUAAUUUUAUUGUUCCUCUCAGGGCAUACUAUAGACCAAAGAAAGAACUUAAUCCCAUAGUACUGCUAUUGGAUAACCCGCCAGAUAUGCAUUUUCUGGAUGCAAUCUGUUGGUUUCCAAUGGUUUACUACAUGGUGGGCUCUAUUGACAAUCUAGAUGAUUUGCUCAGGUGUGGAGUGACCUUUGCUGCCAACAUGGUGGUGGUGGACAAGGAAAGCACCAUGAGUGCUGAGGAAGACUACAUGGCUGAUGCCAAAACCAUUGUGAAUGUGCAGACUCUUUUCAGGUUGUUUUCCAGUCUCAGUAUUAUCACAGAGCUUACUCACCCAGCAAACAUGAGAUUCAUGCAGUUCAGAGCCAAAGACUGUUAUUCUCUUGCUCUUUCAAAACUGGAAAAGAAAGAACGAGAGAGGGGUUCAAAUUUAGCUUUUAUGUUUCGACUGCCUUUUGCGGCUGGAAGAGUGUUUAGCAUCAGUAUGUUGGACACACUUCUAUACCAGUCUUUUGUGAAGGAUUAUAUGAUUUCUAUCACCAGACUUCUGUUGGGACUGGACACAAUACCAGGAUCGGGGUUUCUUUGUUCUAUGAAAAUCACUGAGGAUGACUUAUGGAUCAGAACUUAUGCCAGACUUUAUCAGAAGCUGUGUUCUUCUACUGGAGAUGUUCCCAUUGGAAUCUACAGAACUGAGUGUCAGAAACUUACUACGUCUGAGUCUCGAGAAAUAGCAUCACAAUCUCAAAUAUCGAUCAGUGUGGAAGAGUGGGAGGAUACCAAAGAAUCCAAAGAGCAAGGGCACCACCGCAGCAACCACCGCAACUCGACGUCCAGCGACCAGUCAGACCAUCCCUUGCUUCGGAGAAAGAGCAUGCAGUGGGCUCGAAGACUGAGCAGAAAAGGUCCAAAACACUCUGGUAAAACAGCUGAAAAAAUAACCCAGCAGCGACUGAACCUCUACAGGAGGUCAGAAAGACAAGAGCUUGCUGAACUUGUGAAAAAUAGAAUGAAACACUUGGGUCUUUCUACAGUGGGAUAUGAUGAAAUGAAUGAUCAUCAAAGCACCCUCUCCUACAUCUUGAUUAACCCAUCUCCAGACACCAGGCUUGAGCUGAAUGAUGUUGUGUAAGU
Fukomys damarensis (Damara mole-rat) is the source of this 5783-nucleotide messenger RNA. It is a transcript of the gene Kcnt2, whose product is annotated as potassium sodium-activated channel subfamily T member 2. The record is from RefSeq and is a predicted model, not a curated record. The transcript has 28 exons. NCBI's taxonomy places the organism in Eukaryota, Metazoa, Chordata, Mammalia, Rodentia, Bathyergidae. Bases 2575 to 5781 code for a protein of 1068 amino acids. Gene Ontology annotation, molecular function: intracellular sodium-activated potassium channel activity. Gene Ontology annotation, cellular component: membrane. Gene Ontology annotation, biological process: potassium ion transport.